Molecule: messenger RNA, 1761 nt
Organism: Oryzias melastigma (Indian medaka)
Lineage: Eukaryota; Metazoa; Chordata; Actinopteri; Beloniformes; Adrianichthyidae
Exons: 1
Source: RefSeq, a predicted model, not a curated record
AGCAGUUACAACUACAGCGACUACAGCUUCAGUAACAACAGCAUUAGCAGCAGUAACAGUAACAACAGGAGUUACAGCCGCAGUAACAGUAUCAGCACUAACAGCAACAACAGCAUUAGCAACAGUAACAACAGCAGUAACAGCCGCAGUAAGAGUAUCAGAAGUAACAGCAACAACAGCAUUAGCAACAGUAACAGCAGUAACAGCAACAAAAGCAUUAGCAACAGUAACAACAGCAGUAAGAGCAGUAACAACAGCAGUAACAGUAACAACAGCAUUAGCAGUAACGGCAGUAACAGCAACAACAGCAUUAGCAGCAGUAAUAGUAACAACAGCAGUAACGAUAACAACAGCAGUAACAGUAACAGCAGUAGCAACAUCAUUAGCAGUAACAGCAGUAACAGUAACAACAGCAUUAGCAACAGAAACAACAGCGUUAGCAGCAGUAACAGUAACAGCAGUAACAGUAACAAUAGCAUUAGCAGUAACAGCAGUAACAGUAACAACAGCAUUAGCAAUAACAGCAGUAACAGUAGCUACAGCAUUAGCAGUAACAGCAGUAACAGUAACAACAGCAUUAGCAGCAGUAACAACAGUAUUAUCAGUAACAGCAGUAACAGUAACAACAGCAUUCGCAGCAAUGACAGUAACAGCAGCAUUAGCAGUAACACCAGUAACAGUAACAACAGCAUUAGCAGUAACAGCAGUAACAGCAACAACAGCAGUAACAGUAACAACAACAGCAGUAACGAUAACAACAGCAGUUACAGUAACAGCAGUAGCAACAGCAUUAGCAGUAACAGCAGUAACAUUAACAACAGCAGUAAAAAUAACAACAGCAGUAACAGUAAUAGCAGUAGCAGUAGCAACAGCAUUAGCAGUAAAAGCAGUAACAGCAACAAUAUCAUGAGCAGUAACGGUAACAACAGCAUUAGCAGUAACAGCAGUAACAGUAACAACAGCAUUAUCUGUAACAACAGUAACAGUAACAACAGCAUUAGCAGUAACAGCAGUAACAGUAACAACAGCAUUAGCAGCAGUAACAGAAACAUCAGUAACAGUAACAACAGCAUUAGCAGCAGUAACAGUAACAACAGCAUUAGCAGCAUUAGCAGUAACAACAGCAUUAGCAGUAACAGCAGUAACAGUAACAACAGCAGUAACAGUAACAACAGCAGUAACAGUAACUACAGCAUUAUCAGUAACAGCAGUAACAGUAACAACAGCAUUAUCAGUAACAGCAGUAACGAUAACAACAGCAUUAGCAGCAGUAACAGAAACAACAGCAGUAACAGUAACAGCAUUAGCAGUAACAGUAACAACAGCAUUAGCAGCAGUAACAGAAACAACAGCAGUAACAGUAACAGCAUUAGCAGUAACAGUAACAACAGCAUUAGCAGUAACAGUAACAACAGCAUUAGCAGCAAUAACAGAAACAACAGCAUUAGCAGUAACAGCAGUAACAGUAACAACAACAUUAGCAGUAGUAACAGUAACAACAGCAUUAUCAGUAACAGCAGUAACAGUAACAGCAGUAACAGUAACAACAGCAUUAUCAAUAACAGCAGUAACGAUAACAACAGCAUUAGCAGCAGUAACAGAAACAACAGCAGUAACAGUAACAGCAUUAGCAGCUGUAACAGUAACAACAGCAGUAACAGCAUUAGCAGCAGUAACAGUAAUAACGACAGUAACAUCAUUAGCAACAGUAACUGCAACUACAGCCGUAUCUUCUUCUUUAUCCAGCAGUUGCAGCAUUAA